This is a messenger RNA of Sclerotinia borealis F-4128, 1974 nucleotides long. The record is from the annotation of a GenBank genome assembly. Lineage: Eukaryota; Fungi; Ascomycota; Leotiomycetes; Helotiales; Sclerotiniaceae.
AUGGCACCAGAACCAUCGGCAUCGCCGCAAGCCAGACGAAGGACACGUGCGAACAGAGAAAAUCAAUAUUUGUUCAACUUGGGAGUUAAGGGAAGAAAAACUGGUGUGACUCUUCCGGAUACCGGAAUUCGCGAUGCAAAUGGCUUGGAGCCAAUGGAUGAUCUUUUCUCUCCAGAUAAGCCGGAAAGUGUGAAGACAGGCAGGCGCGCAACCGAAACACGAAGAGACGCGCUGGAAGACGCGACAAUAUCUAGUGAGGAGGAUAUGGAUAUGGAUGGGGAAAAUACAGCCCCAGAGCCUACGGAAGUCCUAAACCAACGAAAGCAAGAUGCACGAAUCGCCAUACCUAUACCGAGAUCGAGAUCCCCCCUCAAGACAGACCUACUGUCGCCAGCCCGUAGAAAUCCAUCGUUUGGCAUAUCUUCCCCAGCUAAAGGAGGAUCUAGUGAAGCCGACGACACAGGACCUGUUCGGAGAAAGUUGGACUUUUCGACUGAAGAUAUGGAAGUUGAAACGAAGGAGACAGCUAAUGCCAAUGUCAAUGCUUCCAAGGGACGAGGAAGACCAGGACGCCCAGCGCUAGGCAAUCUUACGAAUGGCACUCGACUUUCGCCUGGAAGACGUCUUCAACCAAAUAUAAACCAAGGUAGUGAUGCCGUGGAAGAUCAAGAUGAGAGUGCGUUGCAGUUUGAGGAAGAUUCAAAUCAGUACAAUGCUCCAGAUGACGACGAAGAUGACGCUGCGGUCGAUGCGCUUGAGGGAAAUUCGGAUAUAGGAGAAGAUGAGGAGGAGGAAGCAGAGGUUCAACAAGAAGAUGAACCGGAAGUAGAACCAGAGCCUUCCCCGCCUAGAAAACCAGCGAGCAAGAAUAAUGGGAAAGGCAAGGCGAUCGAAGAGCCAGAAUCAGAACCGCCUGCGCCGAAGCGUAGAGGUAGAAAGCCGAAAAAUCCGGCUCCUCAGGUUGAGCCUGUGGAGGAAGUACAGGUAGAAGAAGCUAAGGAAAGACCUGCGAAGAAAUCUCGACGCUCUACCGAAGCUGUCGAAGCUCCCAAACCUACAAAGGGUAAGCCUGGAAGACCCAGCAAUGCCACAAAUUCCACCACAGCAGCAAAACCAAAGGCAGCAGCGAAACCGAAAACUCAGCUUCGACCGACAAUCGCUCCGAUAUCUGAGGUCGAUUCGCCCCAAGUUCAUCGUGGCCCCCCUAUCCCUAGAAACAAUGGUCUUUUCAUCCUCCGACGCGAAUCGACAAUGGCAGGUAUGCCACGAACAAGAUCGGGCCGAAACUCAAUCAAGCCUCUCGCCUUUUGGAAGAAUGAACGGGUCACAUAUGACAGUAAGGAAACGGUACCAGAUGGAACUCACGGUGCCAAGAUUCUGUUACCUAGCAUUAAAGAGGUUAUCCGUGCAGAUGAAGUGGAGCAACAAAAGCAAUCGAGAUUGAGAUCUUCUAAACUCACGAAAAGCAAAUUGAAGAAGAGAGCGCGAGAGGAAGUGGAAGAUAAUUCGGAAGCAGAGGAAUGGGAAUCUGAAAUCGGUCGCAUUAAAGGUUCAGUACGAACCUGGGAUCCGGAAGAUCAAAUUGGAGAAAUUGUGGACGAGAAAGUGGAAGACCUCGCUUUUUCUUCUGCCGCAAUCAAGACUCGCGAUAUCGUAGAUGCUUCGUUUAAAUUUGCCAAAACCCUCACACUACCAUUUUUCGGUUCAGGUAUGGUCGACCUUGAACCUGGGGCUGUCAAAAAGCCAAAGAAUUCAAGGAAGAUGCAAAUGGUGUUCUUCGUUUUCUAUGGCCGAGUCGAAGUCGAAGUCAAUGGAACCUCUUUUAGAAUUGGCAAAGGUGGAAUGUGGCAAGUCCCUCGAGGUAAUUUCUAUAGUAUCACGAACGACUACGAUAAACCGGCGAGAAUCUUUUUCGCCCAGGGUUGUGAAGUGGACGACUCGGAAGGUGGCACUGCUCCACCAGCAAGUCAAUAA